Molecule: messenger RNA, 582 nt
Organism: Alosa alosa (allis shad)
Lineage: Eukaryota; Metazoa; Chordata; Actinopteri; Clupeiformes; Clupeidae
Gene: dynlt1b
Product: dynein light chain Tctex-type 1b
Exons: 5
Coding region: 78-419 (113 amino acids)
Biological process (GO): microtubule-based movement
Cellular component (GO): cytoplasmic dynein complex; cytoplasm
Molecular function (GO): dynein intermediate chain binding
Source: RefSeq, a predicted model, not a curated record
CGCGUGCGCGAGUGUGGAUAACGGGAGCAGGGCAACUGCAGACAACAGCUGGUUAGCAACGGGGACGGGUCAACAUCAUGGAUGAGUUUCAAACAGGAGAAGAGACAACCUUUAUUGUGGAUGACGUGAGCACAAUCAUUAAAGAGUCUGUGGAAGCAGCAAUUGGAGGCAAUACCUACCAGCACAGUAGGGUGAACCAGUGGACCACUAAUGUUGUAGAACAGUGCCUCAGUCAACUCAGCAAACUUGGCAAGCCUUUUAAGUACAUUGUGACGUGCAUCAUUAUGCAGAAGAAUGGAGCAGGAUUGCAGACAGCCAGUUCAUGCUUCUGGGACAACAGCACUGAUGGAAGCUGCACUGUCAGAUGGGAGAACAAGUCGAUGUACUGCAUUGUCAGUGUCUUUGGGCUUGCCAUUUAAACACUACCUUUGCUAGAUUACUGUAUAAAUUAUCACCUGGUGAUUUCUUUGUGCCUACUGUUUUCAAGCAAAAUCCCUUUGGACCAAAGGUUUUCCACCCAUGUGAACCAUUGUGCUGUUUUUACUUUUCAUGAAAAAUGCAAAUAAAUUAUUUCUGUUUUCA